This is a messenger RNA of Monopterus albus (swamp eel), 3928 nucleotides long. RefSeq names its product apoptotic peptidase activating factor 1 (gene apaf1). The coding region runs from base 139 to 3903 and encodes 1254 amino acids. Gene Ontology annotation, cellular component: apoptosome. Gene Ontology annotation, molecular function: protein binding; ADP binding. NCBI's taxonomy places the organism in Eukaryota, Metazoa, Chordata, Actinopteri, Synbranchiformes, Synbranchidae. The transcript is spliced from 27 exons. Gene Ontology annotation, biological process: regulation of apoptotic process; apoptotic signaling pathway. The record is from RefSeq and is a predicted model, not a curated record.
UAACUGAUAAUACUGUAAUAAAUUGCUAUUUACUUAUUGAUUGUGUAAAAACACAUUACCUUAUAACCGUAUACAGGUAAAUACAUUUCUUCCUCGUUAAAGGAAAGAAGAUAAUCUUGGUUGUCAUGUUGUGCAGAGAUGGCGCUGGAGGAAGGAGCACGGAGCUGUCUGUUGCGCUUUCGCCAUAAUCUAGAGCAAGACAUCCAGCCUUCCCACCUAAUGGACCACAUGAUCGCUGAUGGUGUGAUGACUGUCGAUGAGGAGGAUAGGAUCACGGCUCAGCGUACCAGGAAGGAUCGGGCUGUGACUUUGCUGGAGCUGCUGCUGAGAAAGGACAACUAUGCUUACACCUCCUUUUACAAUGCACUUGUCAAGGAGGGAUAUGAUGAUUUGGCCAAUCUGCUCCAUGAUAAUCUACCUGAUGUACAUAAGAACCCCUCUGAUGGCUCCACAUCUUACGUUCAGACAGUGCUGAGUGAAGGUGGUGUACCACAGAGGCCAGUGGUGUUUGUCAGCCGACCAGAGCUGGUGAACCGGGUCAGGGAGAAACUUUACCGUCUGCAGAAAGAGGCUGGCUGGGUCACUGUGUUUGGAAUGGCUGGCUCGGGCAAAUCUGUCCUGGCUGCAGAGGCUGUCAGACACCAUGAACUCAUUGAAGAGUGUUUUCCCGGAGGUGUCCACUGGCUGUCCAUUGGUCAGCUGGACAAACCGGACCUGCUGGUGAAGAUCCAGUUAUUGUGUUUUCGUCUGGAGCAGAGCCUGGAUUCCCAGUCCCUUCAUCGAACCCCAAGCUCUCUAGAUGAAGCCAAGGAGCGCCUGCGCUUCCUCAUGCUACGCAGAUAUCCGAGAUCUCUGCUGAUUCUAGAUGACAUCUGGGACAGUACAGUGCUGAAGGCAUUUGAUAUCCACUGUCGGAUACUUUUGACCACCAGAAAUAGAAGCCUUACUGAUUCAGUUAGUGGUGCUAAAUAUGAGGUGGAGGUGGAGAGUGGUCUAGAUGAAAACAAAGCAUUGGAAAUCCUUGCUCUGUACACAAAAACUAAACCAAAGGCACUUCCUGAGGAGGCUCGCAGCAUUGUAAGAGAAUGUAAAGGCUCUCCUCUGGUGGUGUCCUUGAUUGGGGCUCUGCUCAAAGAGAAACCCAACCGUUGGCAUUACUACCUCGGCCAGCUGCAGCAGAAGCAGUUUAAGCGGAUAAGAAAGUCAUCAUCCUACGAUUAUGAUGCCCUAGAUCAGGCCAUGGCUGCAAGUAUUGAGGUCCUGCCUGAUGAACAUCAAGAGCUUUACAAGGACCUUACUGUAAUAGAAAAGGACAUCAAAGUCCCUGCUAAGGUACUGUCUGUUCUGUGGGACCUGGAGCCGGAGGAGGUGGAGGACAUUCUUGAGGAGUUUGCCAAUAAGUCUCUGCUCUUUGUGGACAGUCACAAUAAACCAUACCUAUACUACCUCCAUGACCUCCAGCUGGACUUCCUGGUGGAGCAGAACCGUACUGAGCUAGAAAGCCUCCACACUAAGGUGGUGCGUCAGUACCAGCAGCACUACAGAGACGGCCCUCCCACGUCAGGAGAUGAGGAAUGUCUCUAUUGGAUCAGAUUCCUGCCCUACCACAUGGCCAAAGCCAAUCUCUCUCAAGAGCUCUACUCCCUCAUGUUCUCUUUGGAUUGGGUCAACAUCAAGGCCCAGAUAAUGGGUCCAGCCCACCUCAUCAAUGACUAUGUGGAGUAUGGACCCAUUCUGGACAAAGAGAACAGUGAAGUGCGCAGUCAGUUCCAGGAGUUUUUGUCUCUGAACGGCCACCAGCUGGAGCAGCGUCCUUUUCCUGAUGUGGUGCAACUGGCACUGUCUCAGCCAUGCACCUCUGAGGUCUACAGGCAGGCUCUGCAGCAGGCACAGGACCGGGCCAGCACAGGGAAACUCUACUUUGACUGGCUGAAUAAGAGCAGUGUAGAGAGUCUGUCCCGUCUGGUGAUCCACCCCCAGCAGGGCUCCAUCUACUCUGCCUGCUUCUCUCAUGAUGGAGCCAAGAUCGCCUCCUGUGGAGCCAGCAAGACUCUGAAGGUGUUUAAAAGCACCUCAGGUGAGAAGCUCAUGGAGAUCCCGGCCCAUGAUGACGAGGUUCUCUGCUGUGCCUUCUCCCCUGACGACCAUCUUCUAGCAACCUGCUCUAGUGACAGGAAAGUAAAGGUGUGGAAUGUAGAGCGAGCCAUGCUGCUGAGGGUCUUUGAGGAGGAGCAUGAAGAGCAGGUCAACCACUGUCAGUUUACCAACACGACACGGCGCCUCCUGCUGGUCACCUGCUCCAAUGACAAAUAUCUGAACGUCAAGGUGUGGAACCUCAACAAGCCAUCCUCCCAGAACACCCUGUUUGGCCACUUUGAGCCAGUCAACCACUGCUGCUUCUCCCCUGAUGACAGCUAUGUGUCAACGUCCUCCAACGAUGGCACUGUAAAGCUAUUUCAAGUAUCAUCUGCCAACAUGUGGAAGACAAUCAAUGUGAGGAACAUGUUUGCAGAGAGCGAUGAAGAGGUGCUUGUCAAGUGCAGCACCUGGACGGCAGACAGCAAACGCAUCAUUUGUGCUGCCAGGAAUGCUGUUUUGGUGUUUGAUGUGGACACAUCAGACAUGUUGUUGGAGAUCAGGACCAGUCGUCUGAGCAUGGUGCAAUACUGCCACGCCUGUCCUACCAGUAAUCUGCUGGCUAUUGCCUUCUCAAACUAUGCUGUGGAGCUGUGGGACUUAGAAGCCAAUAAGAAGAUGGCUGACUGCAGUGGUCACUUAAGCUGGGUCCAGCGUGUCCAGUUCUCUCCUGAUGGCUCACAGCUGCUCUCCUGCUCUGACGACCAGACUGUCAGGUUAUGGGAGACUAAGAGGGUUCACACCUCCAAAGCCAUCCAUCUGAAGAGAGACUCUGAUGUCCUCUUCAAUGAUGAAGAUAUCAUCGUGUCAGCUGCAGACAACUGCAACAGGCUGCAGGUGCGCAACGGCAGAACAGGAUCGGUGCUGUUUCAGUCAGAAGAGAAGUCAUCCAGGAUCCGUUGUACCUGUAUGUGCAGACAGCCCUCUGUGGUGGCUCUGGGCCAAGAGGAUGGCACUGUACAGGUGUUGGAGGUGCCUUCUGGAAAGCUUCUGGCCACUCUGCUAGGUCAUACGAAAACAGUGCUACACUGCCAGUUCAGCCACAAUGGUCAAAUACUCAUCACAUCUUCAGAGGACACCACCAUAAGGUUGUGGAGGUGGCAGUCAGGGGUGUGUAAAGUACUCCAGGGUCACAAGGAACAGGUCAGAUGCUUCUGUCUGCUCUCCAACUCACCAGCCAACACAAGACUACUGUCCUGGUCUUUCGACGGCACUGUCAAGGUGUGGGACAUAGAAAGUGGAGAGAAGCUGCAGGACAUCGAGGCUCACCGGGGAGCAGUUCUGUCCUGUCAUGUCUCACCAGACGGAUGCUUUCUCGCCACCACUUCUGCUGACAAGACUGCUAAGUUGUGGCAGUGUGAGUCCUGGCAGUGUGUCCACACACUCAGUGGUCAUCAAGGCUGUGUCCGAAGCUGCCGGUUCUCCUGGGACAGCCUGCGCCUUGCAACUGGAGAUGAUAACGGCGAGAUCCGGCUCUGGAGUGUCAAGGACGGGUCUCUGCUGAAGAUCUGUUCCCGGGAGGGUAAAGAUGGCAUGGACUCACUCCACGGAGGUUGGGUGACCGACCUUCACUUCUCCCCAGACAACUCCCUUCUUGUCUCGACUGGCGGCUACAUCAAGUGGUGGGAUGUGGAGAAAGGAGAGGCCCUGCAGACCUUCUAUCCAAAGGGGAGCACUUUGAAAAGGAUCCAUGUGUCAUCCAGCUUCUCCACCUUCGUCACCAUUGACAGCAUUGGCAUUCUUUACGUCCUCCAGAGGGUGGUGUGAUGACAGUGGUGCCAGCACAAAAGAU